Messenger RNA from Vicia faba (fava bean), 2598 nucleotides. The record is from the annotation of a GenBank genome assembly. Lineage: Eukaryota; Viridiplantae; Streptophyta; Magnoliopsida; Fabales; Fabaceae.
AUGGCGUUAACGUCAUCGCUCUUCGACUUGGCAGAUUCACUGAUAGCAAAGGUUGCUUCUCUGGCAUGUGAAGAAGCUUCUCAGGUGCUGAAUGUAUAUGCGGAUCUUCAACAGUUCACACAGACUAUUUCAUACAUCAAAUCUGUGCUCAUGGAUGCUGAACAAAAGCAGAAAAGUUCAACCGAUGAGUUUUGGGAGCUGAGGAAUUGGAUGUGGCGGGUACGAAAUGUUCUCUUGGAUGCGGAAAACGUGCUUGAUGAAGUUGAGUUUCGAAACCUAAGAAAGAAAGCUAAUGAUAGCACAAUGAUAACCAAGGUCUUCUUCUCAUCUUCUAAUCCAAUUGUUUUCCGAUUUAGAGUGGCUCAUAAAAUUAAAGAAAUCAACAAGCGGUUAGACAAGAUUGCAGCUGAUAGGAAUAACUUUGGUCUUCAGACAAUUGAAAUUCACAAUGACACGCAAGUAGCACAUGGGGGAGAAAUGACAUACUCCCGUGUGAUUAAUUCAGAUGUGAUAGGAAGACAACAUGAUAAAGAAAAGAUUAUCAAGAUUUUGGUUCAGCAUGACAAUAAUGAUACAAAUCUCUCUGUUAUUCCCAUUGUGGGGCUUGGAGGCCUCGGAAAGACCACACUUGCAAAGUUUGUGUUUAAUGAUCAGAAGAUAAGUGAGUAUUUCUCAUCCAAGAUGUGGGUGAGUCUUUCAGGUAGCUUUGAUAUGAAAGAAGUGAUUAUUAAGAUCAUCAAUUCUGCUAAUGACUCUGCUAAAGUGGAUGCUCCUGCUUACCAACUAAAUUAUAGAGAUUUAGAUAUCGAGCAACUGCAAAAUCAUCUUAUAAACAAACUUAAAGGUCAAAAUUUUCUACUUGUCUUAGACGACGUGUGGAAUGAAGAUCGUGUUAAAUGGAUUCAGGUGAGGGAUUUACUACAAGUGGGUGCUCUAGGAAGUAAAAUCUUAUUUACUACGCGUAGCCACUCGAUUGCUUCCAUGAUGGGAACCGUUUCCUCACACAACUUAGAAGGCCUUUCUCUUGAAGAUUCGUUGUCUCUAUUUGUCAAAUGGGCCUUUAAAGAAGGAGAAGCAAGGAGGUAUCCACAUUUGGUAAAUAUUGGAAGGGAAAUUGUGAAAAAAUGUGGUGGGAUUCCCUUGGCAGUGAGAACAGUUGGGAGUUUACUUUUCUCAAAAUAUGAGACAGUUGAGUAUUGGGAAAACGUGAAAGACAACGAAAUUUGGAAUUUACCGGAUGCACAUGGAAUUUUACCUGCACUUGAGUUAAGCUAUCGUCGAAUGCCAUCCGCUAUGCAGAAAUGCUUUGCUUUGUUCUCCCUUUACCCAAAGGGUCAUGCAUUUGAUAGUUUUCAUGUAACAUCACUAUGGAGAGCGCUUGGUCUCCUUCCAACACCAAACAGAAACCCAAAUCAAACAUCGAAAUAUAGUGCUAGCCAUUAUUUGUUGGAAAUGCUGUCAAUAUCUUUUCUUCAAGAUUUUGUAGACUAUGGCAUUGGUUUCACUUUCAAAAUGCAUGAUUUGGUGCAUGAUCUUGUUAAGCAAGUUGCAUCGAAGGACCUUGUGGUAUGUUGUUACCCUACUGAUUUCCUAGAUUCACGUGUUCACCAUCUGUCUUACACUGAAAACAAAGAGCUUGAUGAAUUUCCCUUUCAACACUUAAAAUUUGUGAAGAGCAUACUAUUUCCUAUUGCUGGAGUUGGAUCACACAGUAAAGCUUUCUUGAAUGGUUGCAUGUCAAAUUGUAAACACCUGCAGUUUUUUGAUUUAAGCUAUUCUACGUAUGAGACCUUGCCCUGGGCCAUUGGGAAGCUGGUGCAUUUAAGAUAUCUCAGUCUUGAGAAUAAUAAAAAGAUUAAGCGACUUCCAGUUUCUAUUUGCUACCUCCUGAGGUUAGAAAUGUUGAUACUUAGUGGCUGUACAGAACUUGAGACACUUCCUAAAGGCUUAAAAAACUUGAUCAAUCUCCAACAUUUGGAGAUAACAACAAAGCAACGCGUUUUGCCAGAGGAUGAGAUUGCAAACUUGAGUUCUCUUCAGACUCUCAGAAUCGAGUUUUGCAGCAAUCUAGAGUCAUUAUUUGGAAUGUUAAAACUUCCAACUCUCAAAGUAUUGUGUGUUGCUAAUUGUAAAGCUCUAAAGUCUUUGCCACUUGACAUUGAACAUUUUCCUGCAUUAGAGACAUUGUUACUUGACAACUGUGACAUGUUGCAGUUGUCAGAGGGACAUGAGGAGCAAAACUCCAGCAUGAGAUUGAAGGUUCUAAUUAUUGUUUCAAUGCCGCAGUUGGUGAUCUUGCCUUAUUGGCUUCAAGGGUCCUUGAAUACAUUAAAAUACUUGUCAAUUUCAAGCUGCAACAAUCUUGUGGCACUUCCACAGUGGCUGUCAGAUAUGAACAGCCUGAAAACACUAUAUAUCAUAGGUUGUCCUAAUAUAAUGUCUCUCCCUAAUGACUUUCAUCGCCUCAUCAACCUUGAACGAUUAGAAAUUGAUGGUCAUCUUGAAUUGCUUAGAAAACCUCAGCAAGAAAUUGGAGAGUCUUCGCGCCCACACGAUGCUGCAGAUGAACCAGACGAAGUGGUAGAAGAAUUGGAAUAA